This is a messenger RNA of Neopsephotus bourkii (Bourke's parrot), 1676 nucleotides long. It is a transcript of the gene CA12, whose product is annotated as carbonic anhydrase 12. The transcript has 10 exons. Lineage: Eukaryota; Metazoa; Chordata; Aves; Psittaciformes; Psittacidae. Gene Ontology annotation, molecular function: zinc ion binding; carbonate dehydratase activity. The record is from RefSeq and is a predicted model, not a curated record. Gene Ontology annotation, cellular component: plasma membrane. Bases 324 to 1472 code for a protein of 382 amino acids.
AAAUAGGCUGGAAAACCUCUGCUGUGGUACGGCCUGUAAGAAGACAGCUUUUUUAAGCAUUUGUGUGUCUGCUAAAUAAUUUUUGCAGUCCCAUAUUUAAAUGCUCUCUCUAAGAGCUAGAGUCUGCCCUGUGAGGAGUUCACUACAGCUGAAGUAGUGAAGGAUAUGAUCAGUUUUCAGAGGGUGCUGUGACCUAGAGGCAGGUCUGAUUACAUCAUUUGUUUUGGGUUGAGUCUCAGGAGCUUUAUAAAAAGCAGUCCUAAAAGCAAGGAGAGACACAAGGGGAGAGACGAGCAGAAGCUCUUCUUCAGCAGCACCUCUGUAUGCGUGCAUUCUGCUACUUGCCACAUACCUACAAGGGAGUUUCUUCAGACCGCAGAGGAACUUGUGAACUGUCAGAAUAUUAUAAGUCUUUCCUUGAGAUGUCAGCCAAGAGCUUCAGUGUAGUCACAGUUGCUGCUGUGCUUAUUUUCUUCCUAAAGACACCAGUCUCAAUGCAAGCUCCAUUGAAUGGGUCAAAAUGGUCUUAUAUUGGUCCUGAUGGAGAGAAGGCCUGGCCAAAGAAAUACCCAUUUUGUGGAGGAAUAUUCCAGUCACCAAUAGAUUUUCACAAAGAUAUUCUCCAGUAUGAUUCUAAUCUCUUACCUUUAGAAUUCAUAGGCUAUAAUGUGUCCUCCACUGACCAGUUUACAUUGAUCAAUAAUGGUCAUUCAGUGAAAAUGUACCUGUUGCCUACUAUGUACAUCAGAAACCUCCCGUUUGAAUAUACAGCAUCUCAACUUCACCUCCACUGGGGAAACAGAAACAAGUCAGAAGGCUCAGAGCACACAGUCAGUGGGAAGCACUUUGCAGCAGAGCUGCAUAUUGUACAUUAUAACUCUGAGAAAUAUCCAGAUGUAACAGCAGCGAUGGACAAAGCAGAUGGACUGGCAGUUUUGGCUGUUCUUUUUGAGAUUGGGCCCUUCAACCCAUCCUAUGAAAAGAUCUUCAGGCACUUCUGGAAUGUGAAAUACAAGGAUCAGAUGGUCCAAGUCCCUGGUUUCAAUAUCCGAGAACUGCUUCCUGACAGACUGGAUGAGUACUAUCGCUAUGAAGGAUCCCUGACAACUCCUCCCUGCUACCCUAGCGUUCUCUGGACAGUUUUCCGACACCCCGUUAAAAUUUCACAUGAGCAGUUACUGGCAUUGGAAACAGCCAUGUACUGCACAGAAAGUGAUGACCCAGAACCCCUGGAAAUGGUCGAUAACUUCCGGAAAGUUCAGGAAUUCCACGAAAGACUGGUGUUUAUCUCAUUCCGUGAAGGUUUUGUUGUUUCUGUUAUGGUAGCCUGCGUUCUGGGAGUGCUCAUCAUUCUUGCAGUAGCCUUCUGCCUACUGAAGAGGAAAAGCUGCAAAAAGGAAGGCAAAUGCAACAGAGGAGUCAUCUACAAACCAGGCACACACAAGGAGGAAGAAGAUAUCUCCAAACUUUGAUGCCCUACUCUGUCCCAGAAGACCCUUUUCAUUCAUAGCACUGAUUUACUUUGUGCUGUUGGAACAUCUCUCUUGUUCUUGGCUAAUGACAGGCCCCUAGAGUGUUCUAAAAAUGUACCAGCCACAAGUUUUCUGUAUCCCUUGUGCUCUUGUUUUCCAGGGAGAUAGGAUCAGUGAAUACUCCUGAGCUGAAUUCCUCACAAC